Molecule: messenger RNA, 612 nt
Organism: Fusarium pseudograminearum CS3096
Lineage: Eukaryota; Fungi; Ascomycota; Sordariomycetes; Hypocreales; Nectriaceae
Exons: 8
Coding region: 1-612 (203 amino acids)
Source: RefSeq, a predicted model, not a curated record
AUGUCUUUGACAGACAACGGUCCCACCCAGGUACCGGCCGACACCAUCCACAAAGCUCACGGCGUCUUGUUGUGCCAACGUAGUCUCAAGUACCUGCUGAAGGCAUCGUCUGAACAGCCUCUGUUUAGAUCAUCACAGCCACACAAAGCCAUUCGUUCAUUCAUUCAGUGCCAUAUUUUUUCGACGCACACCAUCUACUGCGAAAAUCAGGCCACCUUGAUUCUAUCCAACAACGAAGAUCCUGGCAGAGCAGGCGCCAUAGAAGCCUCUGUUGACCUACUCCUCAUGACCGCCAAUAUGUCUGCGAAUCGCCAGGUUUCAGGCGGCUACAAACAGGAGCCGGCUAUGCAUCCCGUGGACAAGGCAGGGUAUAUUCUGUUUCACCAUGACCGGGGCUCGCCCGCCCACAGGGGACAGGGGAGGGGUGGCCAGACUCGCCAGCUUCGACAGAGGCACUCAUGCCAAACCCCCAAAAAUCGGAGAGAGGAGAAGAGGCGGGACGUUGCAGCGCACUCUAUUCGGUCUCUGGAUAUCAUAUCGAUGCUCAGCGGCAUUGCAUGCACCAGCCACACCGUUUUGCGGGAACCACAAACGGCGAUAAAACCACGAUAA